Messenger RNA from Durio zibethinus, 644 nucleotides. RefSeq lists its product as uncharacterized. The record is from RefSeq and is a predicted model, not a curated record. NCBI's taxonomy places the organism in Eukaryota, Viridiplantae, Streptophyta, Magnoliopsida, Malvales, Malvaceae. Gene Ontology annotation, biological process: 'de novo' cotranslational protein folding; protein unfolding; protein transport. Gene Ontology annotation, molecular function: protein folding chaperone; peptidyl-prolyl cis-trans isomerase activity; ribosome binding.
AUUUGCUUUGAACAGAAGAAAUGGCGUUUACAAGCAUGGCAACAAUUUCUUUCAAUUUCCAUAAUUUUUAUAAUCUUCAACAUGUCUCUUUUAGUAGCUGUUGCUGCUGCUUUAACAGAACAAUCAAGUUUCACUACAACCAGCAAAUUCGGAGUCACAACUAUACGAGGAAGCCAAUAUCUGCACUUGCUUCAGGUUUGGAGGCAUCAAUUUCAGAUGCAGAUGACAAUGUGAUAGCCUUGAAAGAUGCUAAGAUUGUUGUCGAGUCUAGAGACGAGAAUAAGAUACAGCUUAGAGUGGAUGUUACUGGGGUUGAGACACAAAAGGCAUUUAAUAAGGUUUUGACAGAUUUGGCUCGUCAAGCGCCGCCAAUUCCUGGAUUUCGUAAAGAGAAGGGAGGAAAAACAACGAAGGUCCCAAAGAGUUUCCUGUUACAAAUUCUUGGUGAAGACCGUGUCAUGAAGUUUGUCAUCAAAGAAAUAGUUACCUCCACUGUAGCUGAUUAUGUAAAGGAGGAAAAUCUGAAUGUGAAAGACAAGAAGGUUAGCACAAGCCAAACAACAGAAGAGCUCAAAGUUUCAUUUUCUCCUGGAAAGGAAUUUGGAUUUAACGCAGUGAUGGAGUUAGAAGAAUCCGAAAAUUGA